AUACAUAUAAUAGACAUUUAUUCAAAAUUAUCUGAAUUUAUCUUACUCUAAUGCUAUUAUAGGGCUACGCACUGAUCUUUUUGUAGCAGCGAGAACAAUACAUCGCCUGCUGAAAUGCUCUCAAAAAUAACUCUUAGAAGUACACGUUUGCAUUGUGAAAAGUAAUCGCGCAAUAGAUAUACAAGCCAUCAAAAGAAAAAUGUAUGUGUAAAAGACAUAAAACAGCUGAAUAUCACCUUGAGUAACGAUUGGCGGCGCCUCGGAACGAUUGCCCGCCCACUGCAAAUAGAUUUUACAAUCAACCUAUUGACACAAAUAAGUGUAGUACUCCCGUUCGGGCAACCUAUGGUGGGUCACAAAAAACAUUACAAUUUAGCCAUCAAUAUUCAAUUAAAAAUUAUCUUCGUUAAUUUAAUUUUGAUUCAGAGAGACAUAAAACUAAAAUUGUAUACUAGACGCAGGCGUACUUUACCGGCACAAAAAUAAAUGUUGUUAUGAUUCAGCAUCUCUACAGAAUAAUUUAGAGCCGUUGGCGCCUCAACGUUUAUUAUUCAGCAGCCCUUCGCCAAUGUAAAUAUUAGUGAGUGGAAUUAGAUAGGUGCCAACUGAAGCGGAAUACUACUUAGAUAUGUUCUGAAACGAAAUCUAAGUAUCUAUCGAGUCAACUUCUCAUUAUGGUGAUUCGCGAAGGUCGUUCCUACGUAUUCACCAAAACGUUAGAUGUUGCUUGUGCAACUAGACUACCCACUUGUGUGGUACACAUAGGUGAAUACUCCGUUAGUCAUGGUCUGCCUCCUUAAAAGUGAAGGGAUUCAACACAGCAGGCUAAUUUUGCAACUGGUAUAACCGUGUAGGUGAGUGAUAAAUAUAUGUGCCUAUGUAUACGUCAAUCAGAGACGUCUACCUAAAUGUAAUUACAAUAAUCACAUGCAUAAACAUUUUCACGAAUUACCACAUUUGCUGUUUCUGAUAUCAGUUUGUUUGUAAUACAGAUAAUGCUUGAUAUCUUUACGUACCUAGGUAGGUAGUGUUCUUUAUGAUUUGUAGAACAAUAAUUUACUCACCUUCUUUGAUUAAAAUUUCAAAUAGCUAUAGAUUUUGGAAAUUCAGAUUGCUUCACUUUAUUUACUUAAAAUUGGAAUUAUUAUUUUAGUACCUAGAUAGACAACCAAAACACCAAAAAGUUAAGCCAUUCAUCCCACAUUCACAUGGCUUGGCUUUGUUUUAGACUUCAACAGUUAAAACUCUGAAACUAUUUGGGACUGAAUACAUUAUCCUGAACUAACGCAGCCGGUACAAUUUGUUUAAUGUUUGUAAUAAUUUAUUCAAGACAUUAAUGAAUGAUUUUCUCAGUCGGCAGACGCCGUGGGAUAUAUCGAAUGGAUUCGCGACCUUCGGCAAUUUCUGUAUUGUUGAAACUUUCAGUCAGUUAGUCAGUGGCUUCGAUCGCUAUGAAUCAGUCUAGUAGAGUGGUUCACGUGCUCGCUCGCCUGAAAUAGUGCAGUGUAGUAAUUAGUGCAGUACUGGUGUUACGUCUCGGAACUUGGCACCUCAUCGCGUAUUAAUUUUAGUUUGGUCUUCAACUCAACAAGUGUGAACUGCCAGUGUUAUUGGAGGGCGGGAAAUAUUCUACGUCAUAGACUUCUUGUGUAACCUAUACAAAAGUUUUUGCUUUAAAAAAUAUUUUUUGUGAGCCUUCUUAGUGACAAAGACAAACGUUCAUUUCAGUCACAUUUAGUACUCCCAGUGUGAUUAGUUAUGUGCAUAUUGUGUUACAGUAAAGUUGCUCGUAAAGUGAAUAUGGAUUUUGAUCUGAACUAGGAAAAAGUCGUCUGUGCGUGCGUCGUUGCGGAGAGCGCGCGCGGGCGCGGCUCUGUCCCCGCCGCGCGCCGGCAUGGAGCGACUGCGACGCUCGUUUCGGGAAUCCUUCCGGAGACGCAAGGGUUCGCCUCCAGAGUCAGCACGGCCUCAUCAAUGGCACGCAGACGAGGCCGCUGUGCGAGCAGGCACAUGCACCUUCCCCGUCAAGUACCUCGGCUGCGUCGAGGUGUUCGAGUCCCGCGGAAUGCAAGUCUGCGAGGAAGCGCUUAAGGUGCUUAGGAAUUCCCGUCGUCGUCCAGUGCGCGCCGUGUUGCACGUCAGCGGUGAUGGACUGCGCGUCGUUGAGGAGGAGACUAAGGGGCUCAUUGUAGACCAGACUAUUGAGAAGGUUUCAUUCUGCGCGCCUGAUAGGAACCAUGAAAGGGGAUUCAGUUACAUAUGCCGCGAUGGUACGACUCGUCGUUGGAUGUGCCACGGUUUCCUAGCGUCCCGCGACAGUGGUGAGCGUCUGUCUCACGCGGUCGGUUGCGCGUUCGCGGCGUGCUUGGAACGCAAACAGCGCAGAGAUAAGGAGUGCGCCGUGUCUAUGAGCAUCGACGCUGCGAGCCAUGCGUUCACCAGGCAGGGCUCUUUCAGGAAAUCUGGCAUAACUCCACGUCGUGCGUCGGAAGCAGACGCUAAUAACAGCAAUGGGUCGGUGAUAAUACCCGUGGGGUCCCUGGGCGGGGUGACGAAUGUCCCCGCGGCGGUGCCGGUAGUGCAGCCGGCGGCCCCGCGCCCGACCCCGCACAAUCCCUUCGCAGUGGAGCGACCCCACGCCGCGCCACAUCUACUCGAGCGACAGGGGUCUUUCCGUGGAUUCGCGCAUCUUAACAACAGUUCUCCAUUCAAGCGUCAGAUGUCCCUGCGUAUCAGUGAGCUCCCCUCUAACUUGGAGCGUCAGCGCGCCGGGCUGGGCUCUCCCACGCGAGCCGUCGCAGCCGUGCCUGUAGCUGUGGCUGAACCAAGGCCUGAAGCGGUACCCGCACAGGCGGAACUGUCGUCCGCGGACCCAGUAGCGGCGAUGUGCCAGCAGUUGUCGGCGGGGCUGCGUGCGCUGGCGGAGGAGCCCGUGGCAGUGGCGGCCGCCGAGCCCGUGGCCGCCGCCGGCACUCUGCCGCACCCCGACGCCUGGCUCGGCCGCGUGGCGCAGGCCCCGCCACUCACACAGGCCCCGCCAGUGGCGCGGGCCCCGCAGCCAGUACGAGCCCCGCCGCUGGGACAGACAGGCCGCGCCGCGUCUUACGCAGGUCGCGCGGCGUCCACAAACCCGUUCUUGUCCCCAGGGGACGUGGCCCCGGCCCUGUAGGGCGCGGCCCGCGCUGCACCGGACCAGCUCCUGCUGGUGUUCGACUGAAGCCCGGGACUGGCGCCCCCCAUUCUUCUCGACACGAUAUAGCCGCUCAGCAAAUAUUCUGCUUCCGUCGUGACGGAUUGGGUUAGGGCUCAACGAAUUCCAGUCCACGUCAGAAGUCGUGCAGCGCGUUAUUAUAAAUCCUAUUCGUAACCUCGCUUCGGCUGGUUACUUGUACCACUUGUCUAUGUAGAAAUUAUUAUGAAUAUACUUGAUAGAGGGCAAAGCAAAGCGUUCUCUUGCGAUAUCUCGCUGGAACCAUGUACUUAUUGCACUAAUCGAUCGAUGUCGUCUUACUUAAAAAGUAAAAAAAACAAUGAGUACUUAUACUUGUUUCGUAGCAAAAGAGUAGGGUUAGCUAACUACUCGUGUUAUUUUUGUAAUAAUAUUUAUAAAACGAUAACUUAAAAUGAGAUGGAAUAUUUCCUCUAAUACGAUUCCGCAAAAGGAAGAAGCAAAUGUUCCUGUUAGUAAAUUGAAUAGACGCAUCGUACCAGUAUACGUCGAUGUUGUUAUUUACUGAGUAUUGCUAUUUGUAGCUAUUGACAAACAUCAUAUUUAACUGUUUAACACUAAGCGGUCACCGGUGACCGCAACCUAUUGUUCUAUAAUUGUGUCUGUAAUGACGGUACUCAACGAGUUAAAUGAGUUAGUGGUUGAACUAAUACGACUGGGCCUCGAUUCACUGUAUAGCAUGAACGCCAUGGCCCCGAACGUAUCAUGCUCUUAUUUCAAAAUACCAUAAAUAAAUGUGAUGUAAUGCUUACCCAGUCUUGCUAAUGUGUUAUAGAGAAAUUUUCAUAAUAAUCAAACAGUGACUCAUGUUGCAGUUAGAGAAGCAUUGUUAAAAUUAUAUCUUUCAGAGUUGGUUGCUGUUCCAAGACCGCAAUGUAUGUUAGACAUAAUCCUAAUUUAUACGUAACUGAAGUUGUAUGCUUGUGUUGCCAAAUUGACUAGUACUGGUAUACAGUGCUUGUACGUUGUAACGGGGUUGCAUUGAUAUGACACAAACAAUAUGAAACAGCUUGACAAAGAUCUCGGGACGAUUGUUAUUUUGUAUCAAUAUAACCGGUGCGAGAAAUUGACGGAUUUUGAGAAAUAAAUGAAAAUUACAUUUGUGUGAUGACUAGCUUAAUUUAUAAUAUUGUACUUAACUCUAUAGUGAAACGCACCGUGCUUUCGCGCCACACGCUACUGUUGUGUAUGUUAAAGUGUUUCGUCUUUUAUACGUAAGUUUAUAUUAAUUCCAUAAAAUUCGUCCAUACAGUAUUAGUCGGGCCGAGCGGAUUAUCUAAACACUGUACAACACAAACAAACGAACAAUGCAGUAUUUUAAUAUUAAAUCAUUUUUAUGUAAAAUAGGAUUUUUGAUAUAUUUUUCCUUUUUUGUAUAUACUUGUAAAGUUGUAAGCUAUUUAUCUCUUCAUCAUUCGUGGAUCUGUUUUUUAUACUUUUUUAUUACAUUUUUUUCUACGCUGCUAUAAAUAGUAGGUGUUUGGAACGAACAAAUGGUAAUUGUCAUUUUCAUGUUAGUCAUUUUAAAAUUUGCGUACUUACUUUACACAACCUUAAUAAUAAUUUAGUUACUAAUUUACGUUAUGAUGUUAUAGUUUUCUGUUAUGUUGAGCCAGCUAUCUUAAGUAUAGAUUACAUGGUUAAAUCAAUGUAUGUUGCUGUAAAUAGUUUUGUCGCAUCUUGUAUAGUCGUCUCUGUUUUGCAUUCAUUUUAAUUGAAGUCUAAAAUGGAGACAUUAUUUUAACGAAUUUAACACAAAACGUUCUAACCGCACACAUCUAUGCCGUGUCUUCAAUAAAAUCUUUUUGUAUACAGUUAGUACGGGGCCUUCAGAAAUUGUAAUCAUAAUGUUACGCUCAGUUACGGCCCCGACAUGACACGGCCAAGUGGAAAGACCUUAAUAGCAAUUCAAAUUAGUUGCAUAUCUACAUUCCAGUAUACUUUGAAAAUAACACAUUGUAAUUGAUAGAUUGAAUAGAUAUAAUGCAUAUCACAAGCUAGCCUUGCAUAAAUUAUACGCACUUAUGUACUUACGAAUUGUAAAACUUUAAUAAAUAGUACUUAAACUUAUUGAAAAACUUCUAGAUAUUAUCAUUGUAACCGAAAAUUAAUGUUGUUAUAAUGUAAUGCAGCUUUAAAGGCACCUAUAUUUGGAUACUUUUAAGCGUAUAUUCUGAAUGUCCUAUUUAAUUGUGGAAAUCAAUCUUCAUAUAAUGAAUAUUUGCAGUAUGUUUCUGAAUAUUUUGUGGUUCUCUUUCCGAACUAAUGUAUUGUAGCGAUGUACAGAAUGAAAUUAAAGGAAAAUAUUUAUGAUACUGUAAAUGUAUUGACAUUUGACUACGUCUAAGUGCACAUUAUAUCUUGAUUAGCACCUAUAAGCGAACUUUAAAGUUAUCGCUGUUAUACAAAGUACAUUAGAUUCGUAGUUAUAAAUGAGUAGGUCAUUCCGGAAUAUAUUUUCGUGUGCUUAUAUUGAACUAUUGGAACCGUUGUACUUAAAUAUAUAAAAAUCACGUUGUUAUUGACCUUUUGUUGGGUGUUAUUUGUAUAUUAUACAGUGAUUUUAUCUUUGUCUAAAGCAUGUAAAUAUUGGCGUAUAUAUGUAGAUAUAUUAGAUAAUGAGAGUUCAAAUAUUAUAAAAAAUAAUAAAUUAUGUUUAG
Messenger RNA from Spodoptera litura, 5889 nucleotides. It is a transcript of the gene numb, whose product is annotated as NUMB endocytic adaptor protein. Gene Ontology annotation, cellular component: cytoplasm. The record is from RefSeq and is a predicted model, not a curated record. Lineage: Eukaryota; Metazoa; Arthropoda; Insecta; Lepidoptera; Noctuidae.